AUGUCGCUUAGUAAUGACGAAGGCAGUCAAAGUAAAAGGCAGAGAGUAAGCCGUGCAUGUGACAUAUGUAGAAAAAAGAAGAUAAAAUGCGAUGGAACAUUGCCUAUUUGUAAUAAUUGUCAGCAACUUGAUACAGAAUGCACUUACAAGGAUACAACGAAAAAACGAGGUCCUCCAAAAGGGUAUAUUGAAGCUAUUGAGAAUCGAUUACAAAAAUUAGAAGGUUAUUUACAAACAAUUGCAGAAAAUAAAGAUAACAAAGAAGAUCCAAAAUUGAAAGAAAUACUACAAGAAUUACAAUCUCCGUUAGAAACGUCUUUUGGUGAACAGAUAAAGUCGAGACCACAACGUAGAAGGCAACGCAACAAGUUACAGCAACAACAGCAACAACAUCAGCAUCAUCAUCAAUCAGAUAGUCCACCCUUGAUUCAAAGUCCUACACUGAGUCACAGUGAUAUACCCGAAACACCUACUGAAGAAGACGAUGCUGCGGGACAGCUUACCAUGGACGAAACAGGCCAGGUGAGAUACCUCGGUAAAUCCUCAGGGUUCUACUUGCUAUCCAACAGUAGAACGUAUCAAAAUGGUGCCUUUCAUUUCUCAGGUUUCCAGCACAAGGUGACAAAAGAAUCAGCCAAGAAGAAAUAUCCUGUGGAUCCAUUUGAGCUGCCACCACAGGAUCUAUCAGAACACCUCAUUCAAUUAUACUUUCUUCAUUUUUAUCCAGUGCUUCCCAUGUUUUAUAAAAAGCGCUUGACAUGCCCUAGCUGCCCAUCAGAGCCCUUAUCUCCUCUUUUGCUGAACGCAAUCUAUGCAGUAGCUUCGAGAAUCAGCCCUGACGUUCGUGUGAGAUCUGAUUUGGCGUCUCCCGAUACGGCAGGAGAUGUCUUUUUUGAACGAGCGCGCUGCUUGCUAGAUGAUUAUUAUGACACACCCAAGAUAUCAACUGUACAGGCAUUGUUGCUACUAGCAAGUCACCAGAUGGGCGCAAUGAAACCGGCAAGAGCAUGGCUGUACAGUGGUAUGGCAUUUCGAAUGGCACAGGACUUGGGUUUGAAUCGUAAUUGUGAUCACUGGAACAUAUCACCUGAAGACAGGGAGCGCCGAAAGCGUGUGUUUUGGUGUUGUUUUAUUGUCGACAGACUGAUCAGUGCAGUCUACGGUCGAUCGUCCAACUUUGAAGAAAAAGAUUGUGAUGCGCCUUUCCCUUCUGUAGAUGACGAUGAAGCCAUUACGUCCAGUAAGGAACCGUCUAGACCACCAGCCAGUCUGCUUGAAACGUUUAUUCAGAGCAUCAAGAUAUGCGAUAUCCUUGGCCACGUACUUAAAAAUAUUUAUUAUGCAAAAGCCAAACUACACACGUCUUCACAGUACGCAGAUCAAAUCUUAACAACUCUCAGUCGUCAAUUGACUCGGUGGCACCAAAACUUGCCUAUGUCACUACAGUAUAAGUUGCCGAAUACGCAGAUAGGUGAAAAGGGGCCAGACCCUCCUGCACCUAUCUGUCAGUUACACUUAAUCUAUUACACUACAGUUAUCUUGCUACACAGAUCCUUUAUACCAGGACCAGCUCAGUCCAAAUCCUUGGUGUCACAGCCAUGCUACAAGAUAUGUCUCUCAGCUGCAUUAUCAAUAUUAGACAUUGUCAACAUCAUGUUGGAAGAAAAUCACCUGAGAUACCUUUACAAUUUUGCAGUUUAUUUCGUUUUUACAGCCGGUAUCAUCUUUAUCAAGACAGCGUCCUUUGGAGACCCUUAUGAUGCGUUUGAGGCCAAGAUCAAUAUCAAUAAAAUAAUGAAGGCACUGGAUGAGCUCGAAACGACGUGGAUGAACGCUGCUCGAUGUAGCAACAUCUUGGGCGAAUUAGCAGGAUUGAGAGAUAUAAGACUAGAAAGCAACGAAUACGUGCCGAAAAAGGAAGCCAAACAGCCAACUCCUCCUCCAGCUAUAGCUGUGCCCAAUUCACCGGAAAAUGGCACCGAGUCUGAAUCGAAAAUAGACAAGGAAUGGAGUGAUCCGAAAGAUAUGGGCCUUCCCUUGUUCAAUUCAACUUCUCAGAUACCUAUCUCUUCUGUGCGUGAUCGACGGUCGCAAUCACCUUCAUCCAGUGAUCCGAACGGUCGACAGUCGUCAUCACCUGAACGAUCUUCUCUUCUGGACAUCACACCAGCUAUGGACCCAUUCGCCGCACCAGGAAUUAUGGCAAAUCCAGCACAACAACAACAGCAACAACAACCACAAGCGCCAUUUGAUCCUUUGUCUUCGGCGUUUUGGGGUAUGCCAACCUCGUUAGAUACAGAUGCGUGGAAUACGUACUUUGGGUAUCUUACUGGGCAAAAUAACAACAAUAACAACAAUAGUAAUGCGCCCAUAGCAUCCCUUUUGCUCUCCAGCACAGAUGAUCUCUCUUCUCCGGUCACUUCUUCAUCUCCAUUUAUGGCUGGAACGCCAAAGACUGAAUCAAGAGCGCGAUCGUCUAUGCUAAGCAACAGCAUUUCACUAGAUUUGCCAAGCUCGCCUUCAAAAAGUGUACUGCUUGGAUUUUUGGACAAUGGCAAUAAUACAAAUUCAUCCUCGACUCCUGUUUUCGUAUCGUCUCCCACCUCAUUAGAUCCUAGAACAUCAUUUGAGUCAAGUAGUAAUAACAACCAGGCAUCUAAAGCAUCGCCAUCUAAUGAUAUAUUAUAUUGGUAA
Molecule: messenger RNA, 2694 nt
Organism: Rhizopus microsporus ATCC 52813
Lineage: Eukaryota; Fungi; Mucoromycota; Mucoromycetes; Mucorales; Rhizopodaceae
Exons: 4
Coding region: 1-2694 (897 amino acids)
Biological process (GO): regulation of DNA-templated transcription; DNA-templated transcription
Molecular function (GO): DNA binding; zinc ion binding; DNA-binding transcription factor activity, RNA polymerase II-specific
Source: RefSeq, a predicted model, not a curated record